GUGGGGACCCCGGCGGCAGCGCGGGGAGCCGUCGGGGUGACGGGGAGGCGCCGCAGGGGCGGGAGUGGCCGGGGGAGGCGCCGGUGCCGGCAGCGCGGGGAGCGCGGCGCAGGGGCGGCGGCCCCGCAGCCCGGGCGGGCGGGCGGCAGGUGGGAGCGGAGCGGAGCGCAGCGGCGGAGCGGCGGGGAGCGUGGCCGGGAAGGGAAGGGAUGGGCUGCGCACCCAGCAUCCAUGUCUCGCAUAGCGGUGUGAUAUACUGCCGGGACUCGGAGGAGUCCAACUCCCCCCACCAGACCACCACCAUCUCGCAGGGCACCACCACCCUGCACGGCCUCUUCGUCAAGACAGACGCGGCCGACUCCAUCCCCUCCGUCCUCGCCUACCAGAGCCGGCAGCCGCCGCCCUCCGCCGGCCCCCGCCGCAAGGAGCGCAGGGAGUCCGGCGGCGCCUCCGCCCGGUCCAGGACGCCCCACUGCUGCAGCGUCGAGGCGGAGACCCAGACCAGCAGCUCCAGCGCCAAGCAGGCUUCAACUGCAGAAGUACAAGUUGGGCCCAUGAGACUGACACAAUACCCAAUUCAGGUUUUGCUGAUCUUUGCUAAAGAAGACAACCAAAGCAAUGGUUUCUGGUGGGCUUGUGACAGGGCAGGAUACAGGUGCAAUGUUGCCUGGACUCUGGAGUCAGCACUUGAAUGUUUCCUGGAUAAGCAUCAAGAAAUAAUUGUUAUAGAUCACAGGAACUCCAAAUAUUUUGAUGCAGAAGAUAUCUGCAGGUCUAUUCGUGCCACAGAGCUGUCAGAGCAUACUGUAAUACUUGCUGUGGUUCCACGCACAUCUGCUGACCAAGAAGAGUCUUCUGUUCUCCCCCUUCUUGAUGCAGGCUUUGAUAGGCAAUUCAUGGAGAACAGCAGUGUAACUGCUUGUUACAAUGAACUGGUUCAAAUAGAGCAUGGGGAAGUGCGAUCUCAGUUCAAAUUACGGGCCUGUAAUGCAGUGUUUACAGCAUUAGACCAUUGUCAGGAAGCUGUAGAAAUAACCAGUGAAGAUCAUGUCAUUCAGUAUGUUAAUCCAGCCUUUGAACGGAUGAUGGGGUACUGCAAGGGAGAACUUAUCGGCAAGGAGCUCACUGAACUACCUAAAAGUGAUAAAAACUCUGCAGAUCUUUUGGACAACAUAAACACGUUUAUUAAAAAAGGAAAGGAAUGGCAAGGAGUUUACUACGCAAGAAGAAAAUCAGGAGACAGUAUCCAGCAGCAUGUGAAGAUAACACCUGUGGUUGGUCAAGGAGGGAAAAUAAGACACUUUGUGUCCCUUAAAAGGCUGCAUUGUACCAAUGAAAACAACAAACAGCUCUACAAGAGUCACCGUGAGGAUAAGUACACAGGAGACAAUUCCCAGUCAGAAUCCAGUUCUUACAAGUGCAAGAACAGAAGGAAAGACUCAGUUGAUGUUAAGUCAAUAACAUCUCAAAGUAGUGAUGCUCCAAGUUUACAGACCCGGCGGUACUCUUCAAUGGCACGGAUUCAUUCUAUGACAAUAGAAGCCCCUAUCACAAAGGUUAUUAACAUAAUUAAUGCUGCCCAGGAAAACAGCCCGAUCACAGUAGCAGAGGCCUUGGACAGAGUUCUGGAAAUCCUGCGGACAACAGAACUUUAUUCCCCUCAGCUAGGUACCAAAGAUGAAGAUCCUCACACAAGUGAUCUUGUUGGAGGUCUGAUGAAUGAUGGCUUAAGAAGACUGUCAGGAAAUGAAUAUGUGUUUUCUAAGAAUAUGAACCUGAGCCAUACUCACGUUCCAGUGCCAAACACCAUCAAUGAUGUUCCACCCUGUAUUGCACAGCUCCUAGAUAACGAGGAAAGUUGGGACUUCAAUAUUUUUGAGCUGGAGGCUGUUACAAAUAAAAGGCCAUUAGUGUAUUUGGGCCUAAAAGUUUUUGCCCGGUUUGGUGUCUCGGAGUUCUUAAACUGUUCAGAAGCAACACUGCGGGCAUGGCUGCAGGUCAUUGAAGCCAACUAUCAUUCCUCCAACUCAUACCACAACUCCACACAUGCAGCAGAUGUCCUACAUGCUACUGCCUUCUUUCUUGGGAAGGAGAGAGUUAAGGGAAGUCUGGACCAUUUAGAUGAGGUAGCUGCAUUAAUAGCUGCCACCAUUCAUGAUGUAGACCAUCCUGGACGGACCAACUCUUUCCUGUGCAACGCAGGCAGUGAAUUAGCUGUCCUUUACAAUGACACAGCUGUGUUAGAGAGUCAUCACACAGCACUGGCGUUUCAGCUUACAACGAAAGACAGCAAAUACAACAUUUUCAAGAAUAUUGACAGAAAUCGCUACCGGACAUUGCGCCAGGCCAUUAUUGACAUGGUUUUGGCAACAGAGAUGACGAAGCACUUUGAGCAUGUGAACAAAUUUGUGAACAGUAUCAACAAGCCCAUGGCAUCUGAGGAGACCAGCCCACAUAGCGAAGGCAGCGACACUGAAUAUACAGCCAACAUAAAGAAUUUCCCAGACAACCAGACACUGAUUAAGCGCAUGAUGAUUAAAUGUGCAGAUGUAGCAAAUCCAUGUCGCCCCCUAGAGCUAUGUAUCGAAUGGGCAGGCAGGAUUUCAGAGGAGUACUUUGCACAGACUGAUGAAGAGAAGAGACAGGGUCUGCCUGUUGUAAUGCCGGUAUUUGACAGAAACACCUGCAGCAUUCCCAAGUCUCAGAUUUCCUUCAUUGAUUAUUUUAUAACAGAUAUGUUCGACGCAUGGGAUGCAUUUGCACAUCUGCCUGUUUUGAUGCAACACUUGGCUAAUAACUACAAACACUGGAAAACACUGGAUGAUUUGAAGUGCAAGAGUCUCAGGCUGCCAUCAGAAAACAACAACUGACACUAAGUCAAGAAAACCAGACCUCUUGCUCUACCAGUUUCACUGUGAAUCACUUACAGAAACUCUUGGCUACAAAGGGGAUUAAUGUUGCUUUUCCAGUGAAAUUAAGACUGCGUGACAAGAACAAAAUAUUUUACUUGUUUUUACACUUCUAUGAAUUCUACAGAAAAAUGUUUUUAGAGGCUAUAUAAACCACAGACGACUAAGUGCUCUUUGGAAAUAAUAUUUUGUGGCAGAAAAUGUACUUCUAAAAGUAGUUUCUAAUACUGAAUAUGCACUUGUUGAAUCUUGUAGUUGAUACAACUGUAUCCACUAAUGCUUCACCACUAUUAUUCAGAGAAAGGGGUAAUCUAGUCACCAGGAAAGUAAACAUAGGCUGACAAAUAAGGGUUGAAACUUCCCACUUCUCUAGCAUAAAUUUGUUCCAAUUCUAUCAAUGUUCUUCAGCUCUCUGAACCAUACUUCUAAAGAGAACAUGCACAGCAAAACAAGUAAACCUUAAUAAACUGGAUACAUAAAAAACCCAAACAUGACACCUUUUAAAACAACCUUCUUAUUACAGAGACUCUCUCAGAGCACCACCUGUUCUUUCUUUUCCAUAUAACAUCUUGACAGGAGUCAAUGUUCUCUAAAAUUGAUCAUAUAAUACAGGAAAAUAAGCAUGUUCUGUCUAGAUAGUGCCAUCCACAUGAUUCUCUGCCAUCUUGCAGAUGUUAUCACACAAGUUUUCACCAAAUUUGACACUAAAAACUAUUGUGGCACUAGAUCUCUAUCCUUUUUUAUAAAAACGGUGUUUGUAAACAUGGUCAUCACUUUUAUUAAACUGAUCUAGAUUUUAUGGCAAGUUCAUUUAUUGUGCUAGUUCUAGGAUGAACCUAUCACUUUUUUUAAAAGUUUCCAGGCUAUGAUUUAUAAAAGCACUAUAAUUUGUACUGCUUUAUCCUCCUAAUAAAAUGCUGAUUGGUUUUGUGAUGUGAGAAGUACUUCAAAAUAUGUAUAUCAGUUGGAAAUCAAACAUAGUUCUUCAUUCAUUCUAAGACAUGAAAUUUAUGCUAAGGCUUUCAAAGCACAAUGUGUAUUUUUGUACAUCUCAAUCACAUCCAGAACAUAAGUUUAAAUUUUAGACUAUUCUCAGACUAUUCAGUAAAUAAAUACUAGCAGAACUGCUGAUUUUUUACACUGUGCACUCCAGGCUGCAAGCAAAGCUGUCAAAGCUGUGGCUGGAGUUAAAAGAAGCAGUCCACCUACCCUGUGCUGUAUCAAAAAUCAAACUGACUAAAGGAAAAGGGGAAAAAAAGCAAACAGCAUGGAUUGCUAUGGAAGAAUAGUGACAAUGCUGUUUACUGCAGGUAGCUUACAUAUGUGCCAACCUUUUUUGUAUGUUUUGUAUCAAGUUCUGAAACAAAAGGCAACAUUCAUAAAAUGUAUGUGCUGAAAAAUGUAUAGAAGCUAUAUUUUUGUUAGAAUUGUAACAGAUCCUUACUUCUGUCAUAGCCAAGGCAGGUUGCUGUGUAUUAAAAUGCUGCAUCGUGUAUAUCUGAAGAAUGAUGUUUUUGGUGAAGCAUGGUUAUUCAUUCUUUCCUGUUAUCCAUGGCAACAUUCUUCAGUGGAUUUUUAUUCAGAGAAGUUGAACUUCUGAUUUUUAUACUGUAUACUGUUUGCUUUUACCAUUUCUUUAUUUAGAACUAGUGCUCUUGGUGGUUGUACCUUAACUAUUCUGAUAACUGAACACUCACUGCAGCUUGCAUUAGAGAGAAGAAUUUCCCAAGAUUCAAGCUUUGUUAAUUUAAUUUGUUAAAUAUAGCAACAUUGUAAGAUCACAUCCAUGUAAAACGUUUAAUUCAUAGUUUUUGUCACACUUCUGUCACACAGAACAAAAUGUCAACAGUGGAAGGCAUCAAAAAAUAAAGUUCCAUUUGUGAACCAGAACUGAGGCCAAGGCAUUAAUACAGAAUCAAUGUAUUUGUUGCAGGAUCUUGUGUUUCUUCCCACAAUCAGACUAUGCAAAAAAAAAAAAAAAAGUGGAUAUUUGUGCAGAUAUAGGUCCUCUUUAAUAGCAAAAUAAACCAGCACAGAUUAAUCAUCAUCUGCCAAUUGUGUCAGAUCUCCUAGACCAGUUUACUAACAGCUGUUUGUUUCAUACUGUUGUCAGUGCACAGAUGUAAAACAGACACCUCAGAGUUGUAAAAGUAUUAAGAGUAGGUCUCAUAAAGAUAUUUACUUCCAUGAUGUGAACAUAUGGAAUUUAAUGUUACUGUAAGGUGGAAAAAAAACACAUCAGUUAGAUGUAAAAUGUCUCAUCUGGUCACAUAAUUCUGCUCACUGCAUCUCCCAAGAACAAGUGACAACCUCUCAUUUAACAAAGGAGUGGGAUGUAUACCUAUCUUCUCUGUUAGACUCUAAGUUCAUUUGUAAAACACAGAACUCAGAACUUUUAAGUCAACCGUUUUUAAAAGAAGAGACUAUUGGGAGAUUUACUGCCAAUGGAGUGUAUCUGAGAACAAUAGUAUUUUCGAUAAAUACAGAUAUUUAUACAUGCAUAUAGGACUAUUUAAAGUAUGAAUUACAUCCCUGUAAAAUGCACAGCAAGUUGUGUGACUAGAACUGUUCAGUUAAAUAGGUCUGUUUCUCUACCAGGUAGUCACUUAAAAGCAGUCACAUAAAAAUGAAAUAGUUGUUCUCAUGCAAAAGAAAAGAUAAUAAAAACAUGAUCUUCCUUC
Prinia subflava (tawny-flanked prinia) is the source of this 5590-nucleotide messenger RNA. It is a transcript of the gene PDE8B, whose product is annotated as phosphodiesterase 8B. The record is from RefSeq and is a predicted model, not a curated record. The transcript is spliced from 22 exons. Bases 210 to 2870 code for a protein of 886 amino acids. Gene Ontology annotation, molecular function: 3',5'-cyclic-AMP phosphodiesterase activity. NCBI's taxonomy places the organism in Eukaryota, Metazoa, Chordata, Aves, Passeriformes, Cisticolidae. Gene Ontology annotation, biological process: signal transduction.